Messenger RNA from Rosa rugosa (rugosa rose), 1292 nucleotides. RefSeq lists its product as uncharacterized. NCBI's taxonomy places the organism in Eukaryota, Viridiplantae, Streptophyta, Magnoliopsida, Rosales, Rosaceae. Gene Ontology annotation, cellular component: cytoplasm. The coding region runs from base 226 to 1074 and encodes 282 amino acids. Gene Ontology annotation, biological process: protein ubiquitination. The transcript has 2 exons. The record is from RefSeq and is a predicted model, not a curated record. Gene Ontology annotation, molecular function: ubiquitin protein ligase activity.
AUUAAUUGUGUAAACCUAUCCGCUGCACUAGUUUAAAUAGAACUCCCACUAGGCCGCUCAUCACCAAUCGUUCGUUCGUUCGCUCACUGGCUUCCUAACUGCCUCAUCUGCUCAAUCCCACCACCUCUUGUCAACUUAAUCAGGGAUAUAGCUAGAUAGAUGUGUAUAUAUAUCGUAGUUUAGUGAUCAUCCACCACAAUCACCAUUUUGGAUAUCACUACAAGUAUGUCGACGACGACAGCCGAGAAACAUAUUUUUUUUAGCAAAGUCGUACAAAGAGAAUCAAUUGAACCACCAGGUAUGGAAACCUAUCUUCCGAUCGUGUUUUAUCUCAUGAAGCAGACCCUCUGUUGGUAUGAUCACCCGACGGAGUUUACUUGCGAAACCUCCCCAGCUGGACAAAGAGGUUUUGCGAUUGAUUUCUCCAGCAGAGAAGACCAGAUUGAUACUUUCGCCAAUGUCAUUUCGGGAAUGGGUGUCCCACGACAGGAGCAACCAACUAUCCUUAAAAAAAUAUCUGACAUGUUUCAAGUGGCUGUUCCCUGGAAGUGUGUUCUUGUGUUAAUUGCUGACGUGACUGUGCAAUUACUGGGUAGUUAUGGUGAUCUUGGUGCCAUUGAUAAUCUUAUAAGGUCAUCCCCCAAUGUUGAGUUCCGCUUAAAAUAUAGGGGGUUUACUGGUACAUGGCGCUGGGAAACACAUACAAUUUGUGAUGUUGACUAUCAUGAUACCACCACCACUGAUGAGCUUUUAUUGGAAAUUGAUAGGCUUACAUUGGAGUCCUUUGAAACUCAGUGGGUCAGGUUUGUUCCGGCAACUAGAUCAUCAGUUAAGAGUUUGCAGAAAGUGAGACUUGAUAGUUUGGAUGAAGCUACUAUUAAACUGAACCCAUCAUGUAGCAUCUGUAAGGAUGACUUUGCCGAAGGCGGUGUGGAUCAACUGGUUAUUCCUUUGCCUUGUGCACACCAUUAUCAUGUAGAUUGCAUUAUUCGGUGGCUGGAGAUGGGUCACGUGUGCCCCUUGUGUCGAUAUGCCUUGCCAACUGUGGAAGAUGGCGAGCCUUCGAAUUCUUAACGGGGGGCCAGAAAAAUGUAUUUGUCAGCUGAUCAGAUACAAAGCUAAUGUUGAACAAAAUUGUUCAUUGUGUAAUAAUUGUAUGACUUCCUUGUAUCAUGUUAUGUUGUUGAUGAAUGUUUAGAUCCCGAGUGUCCUGGCUCUGAUCUGUAUUUUGUAUUUCUCAAAUUGAAUGCAAUUCAUAUGAAUUUCAAGUGGAAACCCAAAAUUUACCUUCA